Geodia barretti is the source of this 582-nucleotide messenger RNA. NCBI's taxonomy places the organism in Eukaryota, Metazoa, Porifera, Demospongiae, Tetractinellida, Geodiidae. The record is from the annotation of a GenBank genome assembly.
AUGGAUACCAUGCAAAGCAAAAUAGCCGACAUCCUGCACGACGCCAUCAGCACCAAACAGCGGCUGGCCGGCCAUACCGAAAGCAUCGAAUGGUCCGCGCGCCUGCUCAUCGACGCGCUGGCAAAGGGCCAUAAGGUCCUGGUUUGCGGCAACGGCGGUUCCGCCGCCGACGCCCAGCAUAUGGCCGGCGAACUGGUUGGCCGGUUCCAGAAGAACCGGCGCGGGCUGCCAUGCGUGGCGCUGACGACCGACACCUCCAUCCUGACCGCGUGCGCCAACGAUUUCGGUUACGAAGAAGUAUUCGCCAGACAGGUAGAGGCCAUUGGCGCUGCCGAUGAUGUUCUCGUCGGCAUCUCGACGUCGGGCAAUUCAGCGAAUGUCAUCAAGGCUUUCGAGGCCGCCGCCAGCGCCGGGAUGAAGCGAGUGGCCCUGACGGGCAACGACGGUGGUCACGUCGCGCAGAUGGAUGGCGUCCUGAGCAUUGUCGUGCCGUCGUGUUCGACGCAGCGCAUCCAGGAGGGGCACCUCACCAUCAUCCACGUCCUGUGCGAGUUGGUGGAAGACGCCCUGUUCGGAAACUGA